CAGUCCCACCCUGUCCUCUGGACUCACAGGGCUCUGGGCUCCCAGAGCCCCCACUUUCCCUCACAGUGGACGCCCCCUCUGUCCCGCCCCAGUGACUCACUGCUCCCCUGGCCCUCUGCCAUUCCUGUCUCUUGGCAGGCGGCAGGCGCAAGGUUGUGCUGAAGCCACGGGGUGUGGAGUGUGAGGGACGCUCAGUCGCCAGGGUCUGGAGCUCCGGUCCUCCAGCAGCGGCAGUGGCCAGCCAGGGAUAGCGCCGCCAGGAACCUGCAGUGGCCUGGGGGAGUCAGGGCCUUGCCCUCUCCCUGUCUUUGGACUUUUUGUUUUUCAUCAUCAUGAAGAAGGAAGUGACCUGAGAGAGCCCAAGACAAGAGCCAUCCCCUGACUGGGAGGAGAACCAGGGUCCAGGGCAGUGGCAAGACCCUCCAGCCACUGAACCUCGCUAAUCCAGGCAUGAAGGGUGAUGGUGGUGCUGUGUGGGGCCUUAUGUGGAAAUACUGCAUCUCCGUGAGGACCCUCAGUGUUGAAGGUGAGGCCCCAAGUAGUGAGACUGGCACAUCGCUGGAUAGCCCCUCAGCCUACCACCAGGGUCCCUUGGUACCUGGUUCCAGCCUGAGCCCAGACCACUACGAGCACACGUCAGUGGGUGCAUAUGGGCUAUACGCAGGGCCAGGACCACAACAGCGCACACGGAGGCCCCGGCUUCAGCACUCGACCUCCGUCCUGCGCAAGCAGGCUGAGGAGGAGGCCAUCAAGCGCUCUCGGUCACUGUCUGAGAGCUAUGAGCUCUCUUCAGAUCUGCAAGAUAAGCAGGUGGAAAUGCUAGAACGCAAGUAUGGGGGACGCCUUGUGACCCGCCAUGCAGCCCGCACCAUCCAGACGGCGUUCCGCCAGUACCAAAUGAACAAGAACUUUGAGCGCCUGCGUAGCUCCAUGUCAGAGAACCGCAUGUCACGCCGCAUUGUGCUGUCCAACAUGAGGAUGCAGUUCUCCUUUGAAGGCCCCGAGAAGGUGCACAGCUCCUACUUUGAGGGCAAGCAGGUCUCUGUGACCAAUGAUGGCUCCCAGCUGGGUGCCCUGGUGCCAUCAGAAUGUGGAGACCUUAGCGACCCAGCCCUCAAGUCUCCAGCACCCUCCAGUGACUUUGCAGAUGCCAUCACAGAACUGGAGGAUGCAUUCUCCCGGCAGGUGAAGUCCCUGGCUGAGUCCAUCGAUGAUGCCCUCAAUUGCCGCAGCCUACACAGUGAGGCGGUACCAGCCCCAGACACAGCACGGGCCCGGGACACUGAGCCCAAGCUCAGUCAUGGCAUGGACCACCACAAAUUGGAUGAGAUGACAGCCUCAUAUAGCGAUGUCACCCUCUACAUUGAUGAGGAAGAGCUGUCACCACCUCUGCCGCUCUCACAGGCUGGGGAUCGGCCUUCCAGCACAGAGUCGGACCUGCGGCUAAGGGCUGGGGGUACAGCCCAGGACUACUGGGCCUUGGCCCACAAGGAGGACAAGGCUGACACAGACACGAGCUGCCGAAGCACACCAUCACUGGAGCGGCCAGAGCCAAGGCUGCGAGUGGAGCACCUUCCCUUGCUUACCAUUGAGCCACCCAGUGACAGCUCAGUGGAACUCAGUGACCGCUCAGAUCGAAGCUCACUCAAGAGGCAGAGCGCCUAUGAGCGCAGCCUCGGUGGACAGCAAGGCAGCCCCAAGCAUGGCCCCCACGGUGGCCCCCCCAAAGGCCUCCCCCGGGAGGAGCCCGAGUUGCGGCCUCGGCCCCCCAGACCUCUCGAGAGCCACCUGGCCAUCAAUGGUUCAGCCAACCGGCAGAGCAAAUCUGAGUCUGACUACUCAGAUGGGGACAAUGAUAGCAUCAACAGCACAUCCAACUCCAACGAUACCAUAAACUGCAGCUCUGAGUCCUCAUCGCGGGACAGCCUGCGGGAACAGACACUCAGCAAGCAGACAUACCACAAGGAGACCCGCAACAGCUGGGACUCACCAGCCUUCAGCAAUGAUGUCAUCCGUAAGAGGCAUUACCGAAUUGGCCUGAAUCUCUUUAACAAGAAGCCUGAAAAGGGCAUCCAGUAUCUCAUUGAGCGCGGCUUCGUGCCCGACACGCCAGUGGGGGUGGCCCACUUCCUGCUGCAGCGCAAGGGCCUCAGCCGCCAGAUGAUCGGUGAGUUCCUGGGAAACCGGCAGAAGCAGUUCAACCGUGAUGUGCUCGACUGUGUUGUGGACGAGAUGGACUUCUCUGCCAUGGAGCUAGAUGAAGCCCUCCGGAAGUUCCAGGCACACAUUCGAGUCCAGGGGGAGGCUCAGAAAGUGGAGCGGCUCAUCGAGGCAUUCAGCCAGCGGUACUGUGUCUGCAACCCUGGAGUGGUACGGCAGUUCCGGAACCCAGACACCAUCUUCAUCCUGGCCUUCGCCAUCAUUCUGCUCAACACAGACAUGUACAGCCCCAAUGUCAAGCCUGAGCGCAAGAUGAAGCUGGAGGACUUUGUCAAGAACCUCCGAGGUGUGGACGAUGGUGAAGACAUUCCCCGGGAGACGCUGAUUGGGAUCUAUGAGCGGAUCCGUAAGCGGGAACUGAAGACCAAUGAGGACCAUGUGUCCCAGGUGCAGAAGGUUGAAAAGCUCAUCGUGGGGAAGAAACCGAUCGGAUCCCUGCAUCACGGGCUUGGCUGUGUGCUCUCUCUUCCCCAUCGACGACUGGUCUGCUACUGCCGGCUUUUUGAAGUUCCGGACCCCAAUAAACCCCAGAAGCUGGGACUGCAUCAGAGAGAAAUCUUCCUGUUCAAUGACCUCCUGGUGGUCACCAAGAUCUUCCAGAAGAAGAAGAACUCGGUGACAUACAGCUUCCGGCAGUCCUUCUCCCUCUAUGGAAUGCAAGUCCUGCUCUUCGAGAACCAGUACUACCCCAAUGGCAUCCGGCUGACGUCUGCUGUCCCUGGAGCAGAUAUCAAAGUGCUAAUAAACUUCAACGCUCCCAAUCCUCAGGACCGGAAGAAGUUCACUGAUGACCUGCGGGAGUCUGUUGCUGAAGUGCAAGAGAUGGAGAAACACCGGAUAGAGUCGGAGCUCGAGAAGCAGAAGGGUGUCGUGCGGCCCAGCAUGUCACAGUGCUCCAGCCUCAAAAAGGAAUCAGGCAACGGAACGCUGAGCAGGGCCUGCCUGGAUGACAGCUAUGCCAGUGGCGAGGGCCUCAAGCGCAGCGCCCUCAGCAGCUCCCUGAGAGACCUCUCAGAAGCGGGGAAGCGAGGGCGUCGCAGCAGUGCGGGAUCGCUAGAGAGCAAUGUGGAAGGCUCCAUCAUUAGCAGUCCUCACAUGCGCCGGAGAGCGACCUCAACACGAGAGUGCCCAUCUCGCCCCCCCCAGCCCGUGCCUAACUCCUCCUCUCUCCUGGGUUCUUUGUUUGGGAGCAGGAGAGGGAAGCCCCCUCCCCAGGCCCACCCACCCUCGGCCCCUCCCCCAGGACCCCCUCACGCCCAUCACCCUGGGCCCUCAGAGGGCCCUCUGCUUGGGCAUCAUGCACAAUACUGCCAUGCGCAGCAGAACCCACCCCCCUAUCACCACCACCACCACUACCACCCACCCCCACACCUGCAGCACACCCACCAGUACCACCAUGGCCCACACGGGGGGCACCCCCCAUACGUGACCCAUGCGCACAGUCACCCGCCCCUGCCCACAGCUCACUCUGGUCAUGCAGGGCAUGCAGCGCAUCAUCAUGGGCAACCUCCUGCCCCACCGCCCCCCACCAGCAGCAAGGCCAAGCCCAGCGGCAUCAGCACAGUUGUGUAGACAGCCUAGGCAGUCGCCUAUCACACACCAGGCACACAAGGGCCUACCAGGCACCAGCCUCAGACCAGCCGAAGGCACCACUGUUUCCACUUCCUCUGCCCCCAUAGCCUGAGUGGAUCCAUGGGCUUGCCUUCCACAGAGCAGAGCUCCCACUCUGGCUUAGCCCUGGCACCCAGUCCUCCCUCGGCCCAAGGCUGGGCCUCAGCCACCAUUGGCCUUGACACGGCGCUGACCAAGGAGAAGUGGAACUGGCUCUCACCCUGUCAGCCCUCAGCCCCUCACUCUGUACACAUCUGAAAACUCAGCCUAGCAAAGAAAGCAUGAGAUACAAAAGUCAGAUACAACAACCAACCGCAGACUGGCUGUGUUACUGUUCUGUUACUGGCAGUGGGCAAAAAUAAUAAUAAUAAUAAGUAGACCUGAUAUGGGUGAUGAAAAUACGUAAGUAAACUUUAUAUAAUAUAAAUAUAUAAAUAUAUAAAUAUAUGUAUACAUACUGUAUAGGUAGUGUUUGUGUGUGGAAGAUAAGCAUUUCAUCCACAAAGCUAGCACUAGGGACCUCCUAAGGACUGCCACAUAAGUGACAGGAAGUCAAUCUAGAUAAAUGUGUGAGUAGACCAAAAACCCUGCUAGAACAAACCCAGAUCCUUCCAUAUUUUCAUACAAAGAAAUUCCCUCUAGCCUGGCUGAAACCUUAUACGCUCAUAACUCACUGUGCCAAGUAACACAGCACCUGACUGUCUAAUACCCCUCUCUGCUCUGUAUAAACUCCUCUUUUAUUAACAGAGUACUAUUCUAAGUAACCAGUAUUAAAACUGCAGUUAUCUCCAGUAAGCAACUAGGCAAAGUGCAGUCACCUCUAUCCCAGCGCUUGGGGCAACCAGUCUAGAGCUGGCUGUCUCAGGACCUCAGCCCCACAGAUCCGUAGACACUUUAUACUGGCUGCCAUAACUUUGAAUCCCAUGCUCUACAUUCCUUCCCUCUGUACAUGAUGAGCCACACUCCCCUCCCCCACAAUCCUCCCAUGGCCCACAUGGCAGAGGGACCCAUCCCCAACACAGUGACCACUCAUCUUUGUCCACCAAUGCCAUAACUCCCUCAUCCAAUUCCCAGCCCCAGCAGGCGGGUGGCGUGAGCGCUGGGCGGCCCAGGGCAGUGUGUGUGUCCCGUGUUGUGUUCUGAGUGGCAACAGCGAUCACUGUAAUUCCAUGCAGCCAUGUGCUCGUGACCCCUGUGUCAUCACUGCGCCUGGCCAAUGAGUGCUUGGCCCUGGCCGGGUGAAACCCCCUCCCACUGCCUCUCAUGGUCCAGUGAGCUGCCAGGCCCCACAUGCCCCAGCUGUGUUCUUGUCGCUUUCAUGUGUGACACCAUGCACUCCCUGGGGCCACAUGCUGCCCACGUUCCUGUGCCUGAGUCACCCACGGGCUAUACUUUACAGUUUCAGCCCUUCCAGCCACCGCAGCCUCCAGUGCUGUGCUCCUAAGCCUAGGACCCGAGGACUGCCUGUGGCCUCUGCCUGCGCGGAGUCCCUUUCAGAAAGGAAGGAGCUGCCGCCUGACCGUGGGCUGCGUCUAGGACCUUGUGAGCCAGCAGGCCUGCCCAGUCACAAGAGAUCAGGAGCCCAGUCUGGCCCAUCAUCACCCUGCUGGUCUGCCGGGACUGCCCAUUUCCCUCCUCUCAUCCCUGUCCUGUCGUCAUCGUCGAGGUCACGUACCAGCAGAUCUGCAAACUGAGCACUUUGUAUUUCUGCAGAGAGCAAAUCCCGCAACAUGGAGGGCGGCCUUCUGUCUCCCAGUGACUCAGCCUGCCUGCCCCGUCCUCUGUCGGCAUGGCUCAUCUUUCUCCUGUCAUCUGCACAGAAAGAGAACUGAUAAGCACAGUGCACCUGACUGGGGCCAGCUAGCAGGGAGCUGCCUGCCUCACAGUGCCCCGAGUCCCUUGCUUUCCUUAGGCUCUAAGCGCUGUCUUUCCUCGGUUGAAGGACACCGUCUGGCGGGGAAGGGGAACUGUGCUGCAUGUCACCUGGCACCAGUCCUGUUGGACUGUGCUCUCUGUAUUGUACAUUUGCAAAAUACACCAGUGUUACUGUUGCAAAUAGUUGGAGUGGUAACAUUAAAUAUGCCGGCUUUUUUUUUCACCUUCUUCUGAGCCAGUGGUAAGUUAACCAUGAACUUGAGAUUGUUCUGAAAGACAUGGCCCUUAUAUACACUCUCACUCUUCUUGAAGGGACACCACUCAGGAACAGACCUGACGGAAGGCCCAGUUUAUCUGGUGGGCUGGGGCCUCCCUCUCUACAGUCCUGUACUUCCUUGACUGGUCAGGGCUCUGGGCUCCUCUCUGCUGCUUUCUAUGAGUCCUGGAGACAUGCUGAAGAUAGUAGGUGCGUUCUAGGGACUGGUCUAAGCAUACUCAGUCUUUCUUGGGGUUCCCAACUCCCUGGGUUAUUAAGUCAGAGCGAUGAGACCUUGUGAUCCUGUGUUGUGUCCCAGGCAGAGAAGUGUCUUCAGGAUGUGUCUGGGCCUGCAAGUCACACAGCAGAACUAGGUUGGAAAGCACAAUCUGCUAGUGGACUGUGACCCAUAUUGCCUGGCAUACAGUCAGGGCAUUGAAGCACUGUGGGUCCCUGUCUGAGGAAAGCCAGGAAGAGGCAGAGGCCCUGAGUAUUUACACCUCUGCUUACCACUGUCAGGACACACUGGGGCCUGCACUAAUGACACAAGUUAUUCUGGUCAUCUAUGGAACUGGUGACCAAUGGGAGGCAGCUGGUAACCUCACAAAGGGCUUUCUGGGGACAACAGUGAAGUUGUGGGUUUGUAUUUUUUGAAGCUCCCAAGUGAGUUGUAUAGUAAUGUGAAAAUAAAGUUCACCUUAAUGUGC
Molecule: messenger RNA, 6669 nt
Organism: Myodes glareolus (Bank vole)
Lineage: Eukaryota; Metazoa; Chordata; Mammalia; Rodentia; Cricetidae
Gene: Iqsec1
Product: IQ motif and Sec7 domain ArfGEF 1
Biological process (GO): actin cytoskeleton organization; regulation of ARF protein signal transduction
Molecular function (GO): guanyl-nucleotide exchange factor activity
Source: RefSeq, a predicted model, not a curated record